Molecule: messenger RNA, 2664 nt
Organism: Pedinophyceae sp. YPF-701
Lineage: Eukaryota; Viridiplantae; Chlorophyta; Pedinophyceae
Source: the annotation of a GenBank genome assembly
AUGGCCGGGCGGGGCCCUGGCGGCGCGGGGGACCCGGGGAAGCUGCCGCCGAAGGAUCAGAAGCUCUUCAGGGAGGCCACGAAGCUGUAUGAGACCAAGCAGUACAGACGGGCGCUGAAGACCGUCGAUAAGCUGCUCGAGAAGCACCCGAAGCACGCCGAGAGCAUGGCCAUCAAGGCCCUCGUCACGGCGCACAGCGACCCGAACAGCAAGGAGCUCAAGGCUGAGGCGUUCAAGCUCGCGAAGCUCGCGCUGGCGCUGGACGUCCGCUCGCACCUCUGCUGGCACGUGUUCGGGCUCCUGCACAAGCUGGACCGCAACUACGCCGAGGCCGUCAAGUGCUACAUGAACACUCUGCGCCUGGACAGCGAGAACGGGCCGAUUUUGCGCGACCUCGCGAACAUCCAGAUCCAGACCAGGGACCUGGCGGGGUUCCUGGAAAGUCGACAGAAGAUGCUGACGGCGAACCCGAAGAUCAUGGGCAACUGGGUCGCGCUCGCCGUCGCGCACCACCUCAACGGCAACCACGACGUGGCGCUGGCGAUCCUGGACCGUAUGCGCGCGGCGAGUAGCGACGCGGCGGAGGACCCGUACGAGGCGUCGGAGCUGCACAUGUACCGCGUGCACGUCCUCGAGGACAAGGGCGACCUCGAGGGCGCGCUCGCGCACCUCGACGCCCACGCCAGCGCCAUCACGGACCUCCCCAGCAUGCUUGGCGCUCGCGCGAGCCUUCUGCUCCGGCUCGGACGCAAGGACGAGGCCGCGGAGGCGUACCGCGCGCUCCUCGCGCGCAACACAGAGAACUUCGCGUACCACGACGGCCUCCGGCGCGCCAUGGGCCUCCCCGGCACGGACGCGCCCGGUCCCGCGUCGGACGCAACCCUCCCGCGGCUGCGCGCGCUCUACGCUGAGCUGGCGGCCGCGCACCCGAAGUCGAACGCGUGCCGGCGCCUCCCGCUCGACUUCCUCGCCGGGAGCGAGUUCCGCGAGGCCGCGAGCGAUUACAUCGGGGCGUGGGUGCGGCGCGGGGUCCCCAGCUUGUUCUCGGCGCUGCGGCCGCUGUACGCGGACGCCGCGAAGGCGGCCGCGCUCGGGGAGAUCGCGGCGGAGCUGCUCGAGAGCGCGGGCGCGAGCGGCGGCGCCGGCGACGACCCGGCGGCGCGGGAGCGCCGCGCGUGGCUGCUGCAUUUCUUGAGCCAGCAUAGGGGGGUGGUGGGGGACCUGGAGGGGGCGCUGGAGGCGUGCGACGAGGCGCGCGGGCUCGCGCCGGAGGAGCCCGAGCUGCACGCGAACCGCGCGGCGCUGCUCGAGGCGGCGGGCGACCUGCACGGGGCGGCGGCGGCGGCGGAGGAGGCGAGGAGCAAGGACGCGAGUGACCGGUAUAUGAACUCGGUGGCGGUGGCGCAGCUCCUGCGCGCGGGGCGCGUGGCGAAGGCGGAGUCGGUGGCGGGGGUGUUUACGCGCGAGGGGAACGGUAUUAACAAUCUGUACGACAUGCAGGCGGCGUGGUAUGAAAUCGAGGCCGCGCGCGCGCACGUGCAGCAGGGGCGCGAGGGCGACGAGACGGGGCACGGGAAGGCGCUGAAGAAGCUGUUCGCGGUGUUCCGGCACUACGAAGACUUCGAGGAGGACCAGUUCGACUUCCACGGCUACUGUAUGCGCAAGAUGACGUUGCGCAGCUACCUCGACAUGCUCGAGGUAUCAAACAAGAUCUACCGCCACCCGCGGUUCCUCGAGGCCGCGACGCUCGCCGUCGACAUCCUCUGCGAGCUCCACGACACCCCCGCGCUGCGCCGGUCCCCCGAAGAGCGCGAAGCAGCGGUGCUGGAGGGCAUGGACAAGGCGGAGCGGAAGAAGUACCGCGCGGAGAAGAAGAAGGAGCAAGAGGAGGCGCUGCGGGCCGCGAAGCGCGGGGAGCGGCCGCCGCCGGGCUGGGCGCCCCGCGGGGAGCGCGACGCGGACCCGGACGGGGGUGUUUUGGUCAGCACAAUAGACCCCCUGUCGGAGGCCGCGAAGCUCGUGGCGCGGCUGCGGCAGUUCGGGGGGGGGCGGCUGGAGUCGCACAAGGCGGCGUUCGAGGUGCACAUGCGGCGUGGGCGGCGGCUGCUCGCGCUGCAGGCGGUGCAGAAGGCGGCGGGGCUGGCGGGGCGCGAGAGCCCGGACGUGGCGCGGAUGGCGGCGCGGCUGGCGGCGGCGGGCGCGCAGGGCGAGGAGGACGCGCCGGCGGUGGCGGAGAUCCUGAAGAGCGGCACGGAGGCGCUGCUGGGGGCGGAGGGGGCGACGGCGAAGGCGUACGCCGAGGCAUGGGCGGCACAGCACGGGAAGGCGUCGGUCGGGCACGCGCUCGCGGCGGCGGAGGCGCGGGCGGUGACGGGGGUGUGUGGCGGAGAGGCGGCUGCGGCGGAGCUCGUGAGUGUGGUGGAGGCGUUGCUGGCAAGCGCAGCCUCCAAGGCGAGGAGCACGCCUGCUGAGGACUUGAGGGGCUGCGAGGCGGUGUACGCGGCGCUGCUGGACAAGCGCUCGCCGCUGCACUGUCCAGGGGAGGCGGAGCGGUUGCGGGGUGUGUGUGCGCGGGCGUUCCCCAGGGCGCUGCGCUUUGGGGGACAAAAGGCGACUCCCCCCCCGGGGGUGGAGGAGGGCGUGGCCGCGCUGACGGUGGCCUGA